AUGCUCAUAGCAGUGGAAAACAGACAACCUCAUGUCUUGCAAUUGUUGCUAAAAAGCAAAUCAACAAAAAGCAUAGAUGAUUUGUUGCACUGUUUGGAUAAUGAAGGAAACAGUGCAUUACAUCUUGCUGCAAUGCUUAAAACUUAUCAACCUUGGCUUGCUCCAAAUGCUGCACUUCAAAUGCAGUGGGAAAUCAAGUGGUACAAGUGCAUUAAAGAGCAUCUACCAAAACAUUUGGUGGCACACCAAAACAACGGGGGCAAGACCGCACAAGAGAUCUUCAUAGAGACACACAGUGAGCUAGUGCAAAAUGACACAGAGUGGCUAAUGAAAACCUCAGAUUCAUGCACCAUCGUAGCAGCACUCAUUGCAACUGUCGCCUUUGCCACGAUGGCAAGUGUGCCAGGUGGCACUGAAAGCAAUGGGGAUCCAGUUCUCCAAGCACAUCGCAUGUUUAAGGUAUUUUCCACGUCAUCACUUGGAGCGCUCUGCUUUUCACUGACAGCAGUGGUAAUGUUCCUCGCCAUUCUCACUUCUCGACAAAAAGCAAAAGAUUUCGGUAAAGACCUGCCGACAGAGCUCCUCAUAGGUUUGACUGCGCUCUUCUUAUCCAUAGCUUCAGUGUCGGUGUCUUUUUGCGGCGGAUAUUUUUUGGUGCUCAAAGAUGUGGUGAGAGACGCCAAGACUAUUGAAUAUGUUGUGGCAGUUAUACCUGUGAUAGCUUUUUCUGUAGCACUGUUUCCACUAGUUUAA
Molecule: messenger RNA, 753 nt
Organism: Camellia sinensis
Lineage: Eukaryota; Viridiplantae; Streptophyta; Magnoliopsida; Ericales; Theaceae
Product: ankyrin repeat-containing protein NPR4-like
Cellular component (GO): membrane
Source: RefSeq, a predicted model, not a curated record